This is a messenger RNA of Enterobius vermicularis (human pinworm), 1986 nucleotides long. NCBI's taxonomy places the organism in Eukaryota, Metazoa, Nematoda, Chromadorea, Rhabditida, Oxyuridae. The record is from the annotation of a GenBank genome assembly.
AUGGCAGAAUGUGUUCGCGUCAUUUGUAGGUGUCGGCCAUUCAAUGUCCGAGAGACUGAUCUCAAAUCUAAGGCAUGUGUUCAGAUGUACGCUGAUACUGGGCAGGUUGUCCUGCAGAGUGAUAACAGCGAAAAACAGUUUACCUUUGACGGUGUUUAUCCGCCAGAAUCCACAUCUGAACAAAUUUACGACGAAAUUGUUUUCCCGUUGGUUGAGAGUGUUAUCGAAGGAUACAAUGGAACCGUUUUUGCCUAUGGACAGACCGGAUCCGGUAAAACCUAUACAAUGCAGGGUGAUAAUUCUGAUCCUCAAACAAAAGGCAUUAUACCGCGUACGUUUGAGCAUAUCUUUGAGGCAACAUCAAGUGAAAACGCCAAGUUUUUGGUGCAUGUUUCAUAUCUGGAAGUAAGCUUGUUAAAAUUUAUCUGCUCAAAUUUAUCUUUAUCUCUAUCUGCUUUUUACUUUAUUAGAUUUGCAGAAGUUCGAGAUUUGCUAACAAAAAAUGGUGAAAAGUUGGAAAUUAAAGAAGACGGUGAAAAUGGCAUUUAUGCUGGUGGUCUUUCCCUGCACCACUGUCAUGACGUAACUCAAUGUCAACGCCUUAUGCAAAUCGGUAAUGACAAUCGUCAUGUUGGCGCAACAUUAAUGAACAAAGAUUCAUCACGAUCUCAUUCGAUUUUUACAAUAUAUAUUGAAAUAAUGCUUGAAAACGGGUCUUUAAGAAAGGGUAAACUAAAUUUGGUCGAUUUAGCUGGUAGUGAACGACAAGCAAAAACAGGCACCACAGGUGAACGCUUCAAAGAAGCAACAAAAAUUAAUUUAUCAUUAUCGGCGCUCGGGAACGUAAUAUCGGCACUGGUAAGCGGAAAAGCAAAACAUAUACCAUAUCGAGACUCAAAAUUGACUCGUCUUUUACAGGAUUCAUUAGGUGGAAAUACAAAAACUAUAAUGGUAGCUUGUAUAUCACCGUCAGAUAACAAUUAUGACGAGACGUUGUCAACGCUUCGAUACGCAAAUAGAGCAAAAAAUAUCAAAAAUAAACCGCGUAUCAACGAAGAUCCAAAAGAUGCAUUGCUUAGAGAAUUUAAGGCAGAAAUUGAACGAUUACGAGCACUAGCUCAAUCUGGUGGUCAGGCCAGUGAAGAUGCAAAUGCAAUUAAGGUUGAACGAGAACAUCUGAAGCAAGAAUACGAUGCUGCAAUUAACGAACUUCGUAUGCAGUACGAAAAUGAACAAUCUAGUCGACUAAAGUUGCAGGAAGAGUAUGAAAAAUUGAAAGAACAGUAUGAGAAAGCAUCUGAAGAUUUGGAACUUGAGCGUAGAAUUGAUAACAAAGAAGCUAAAAAACGUCUCGAAAUUCUAGAGCAACAACUUGUCGGCGGUGAACAGAUAAACAAUGUAGCACUGAAAGAAAAAAGAAAUCAUCGAAUUAAGGAAGCUGAAAACAAAAUGCAUCGUUUAGCCGGUAAUACUGGAGUUUUACAAUUGUUUUUAAGUAAUGUUGGCUUAUUGUGGUCAAAAAUGAUGUAUAACACAAUAUUUGACGUGAUACAAUCAAAAAUUGCUGAACUAAUUGACCGAAAAGUUUUUAUUUCAGCAGCAUUAAAUGUUCAUGCCGAUGAUCCACUCCUUCAUGUCUACAGCUCAACACAGGAAAAACUAGAAGCAGUUACGGCAUUAUACAAAAAACAACGUUCUAAGGUCAAAUCUUUGGAAGCUGAAAUUGAUGAUCUUCAACGAGAGUUUGAACUUGAUCGUGUUGACUAUUUGGAAACUAUUCGUAAAGAAGAGCAACAGAUCAAGUUGUUACAACAAAUCCUUGAUAAAAUUCAAACGAUCAGCCGAAAAGAUACAAAUUAUGCAAAUCUUGAUCGCAUUAAAAGAAGUGCAUCUUGGAACGAAGAUCAGGGCAAAUGGAUAAUACCGGAAAUUGUUUUUUUAAAAACGACACUUCCAAGAGUAAGCUCAGGUAUUGGCACUUAUUAG